Messenger RNA from Lutzomyia longipalpis, 2597 nucleotides. RefSeq names its product G protein-activated inward rectifier potassium channel 3-like. The coding region runs from base 175 to 1503 and encodes 442 amino acids. NCBI's taxonomy places the organism in Eukaryota, Metazoa, Arthropoda, Insecta, Diptera, Psychodidae. The record is from RefSeq and is a predicted model, not a curated record. Gene Ontology annotation, molecular function: inward rectifier potassium channel activity. The transcript has 2 exons. Gene Ontology annotation, biological process: potassium ion import across plasma membrane; regulation of monoatomic ion transmembrane transport. Gene Ontology annotation, cellular component: plasma membrane.
AUCCCUCCCAAUGGCAGAUUUUUUCCAGAGACAGAUACCUCUCGUCACAGCACCCCAGUCUCUUUCCGGUCGUGUGACGAAGAAGAACGUACCAAGAGAGUGUUACGUGAAUUCCUCUGUGGAUUAUUUCUUUAAGAGAAAAGUUGAUUUUUUUUGUAUUAAUUGAAUCUUUUGAUGAUGAGUCGAAGUGGCAGAAGUGAUAAAUCUAAUCAGGAGGCGACUCUUUUGACCUCAAUCAAUAAGGGUCAUCGGCCGUCUGUGGCCAUUCGUCGUCAACGACCAAGAGCCAUCCUCAAGUCAGGGGAUUGCAAUGUCUUGCAGGAGAAUCUGAGCCAUCAUCAGCUGAAAUUCCUCCAAGAUAUCUUCACGACUCUCGUGGAUCUCCAGUGGCGGCUGGUGUUGCUAAUUUUUGCUUUAAGUUUUUUGCUCUCGUGGCUCUUUUUUGCCAUAAUGUUUUGGCUUAUCUCACUAACACACGGUGAUCUCGAGGAGAUACACCUGCCCCCGAUGCAGGAGGCCAAUGGAUGGCGACCGUGUAUAAUUAACAUUUACUCCUUCACAUCGUGCUUCCUGUACUCCUUGGAAUCUCAGCAUACCAUUGGGUAUGGUGUACGAGCCAUCACCGAGGAGUGCCCGGAAGCUGUUUUUGUGUCCUGCAUGCAGGCGAUCUGUGGUGUCCUCGUUCAAGCCUUCAUGGCGGGUAUUGUCUUUGCCAAGUUAACCCGCCCAAAGAGUCGUUGCCAGACUCUCCUGUUCUCCCGGAGUGCCCUCAUCUGCCAACGGGAUGGAGAUCUCUGUCUAAUGUUCAGGGUGGGAGAUAUGCGGAAGAGUCACAUAAUUGGUGCCAAUAUACGUGCUCAAUUGAUCCACACCAGAGUAACGCCCGAGGGUGAGAGGAUUAAGCAAUACCACACAGAAUUGGACCUGAAGAUGGAUGAUUGUGAUUCAAAUCUCUUCUUAAUUUGGCCCGUAAUUGUCGUGCAUAAAAUCACCCCAGAUUCUCCGCUGUACAACCUCUCACCGUACGAUAUUAUGCAGGAUCAAUUUGAGAUUUUGGUCUUCCUCGAGGGAACCAUUGAGUCCACUGGACAGAGUACUCAAGCAAGGACGAGCUACUUGAAUACCGAGAUCCUCUGGGGCUAUCGCUUCCAGGAAAUUGCCAAUUUUAGCCCAGAAACUCGAGUUUAUGAGAUUGAUUAUUCAAAAUUCAACGAAAUCAUCCCCGUUGAGACUCCAUUCCCACUCUACCCACCACCCACCUCCACUAACAUGGAGGAAGUCUACCAGACAUCAUCGGAAAUCUAUCAGGCAAUCAGUGCAUUGCCAGAAACACCUCAACCUGUUCCAAAUCCUGUGAAUCUUCAGCUCAACAAUCUCGAUCAGUUUAUCACGAAAUUUCGCUCCCAUUCCAACUAUCACAUCUUCAACGGGUCAAGACGUCCCCUGAAAUCCCUCACAGACAUCGAAUCUGUCCAAUCGCAUCCCGGCAUUUGUCCAGUUUGAUGAGCUACGCAUGCCCACCAGGCGCCUCCAUUGCGCCACAGCCGAGACACAUUGCUCCAACCGAUUGACAACCGCAAAAAGCACCGCAGCAGGUGGAGCGCGGAGAAUUUCGUCUCUCAAAUUUUCUGCCACCUUUUUUUUCUUCUCCACACUGGUGCGGCUGAAAAGAAAAUAAGAGCAAGUCAGUUGGCCUACAUACACUUAUUUGGUAUUAAAAUCAGUGCAAAAAUUGUAAUCCGCUCUUAAUUGUGUGUAUAUUUUCACGGAAAGAAUCCAUAUGUGGGGGAAAAAGAGAAGUAGAUACAUAUAAAAUAUUGAAAAAAGAAUUAUAAUUUCCUGCCAUGUAAGGGAAUUAAUAAUUAAUUUAAUGCAAUUUUGAACAUUUUAGCUCUUUUUUGCCAUAAUAGCGUGUCAUUCAAUUUUUUUUCUCCACUAGAUCGCCACCAACGAUUGUCUUUUUUUUUCACUUGUGGUGGCACCUCCUUAAAGAAGUUGGUAAAAAAAAUCUCCGACGCUUAUUCCACCCAACUAAACAAGGUGGAUUGUUGAGGAGAUCUCUCCGCAGAUAAAUCACUCAACGACGGUAAUUACUUUUAGUUGUAAAUCAAGUUAAAAUCGAGUCAAUUUGGAGGAGUUGGUGGUAUAAAAUGGGUAUCAAUAGUUAAAAACUCGUCCAAUUUCUGCCAACAUUAAAUUUCCUCAACUUGGUGACAUUUUAAAAGCGCGCACGGUACUACCGACGGUCUUAAUUUAAUAUCAUAUCACUCACAAAAAUCGUCGCAUUAUCGCUGUCUGCACGUGACCAAAUUUUAUGAGAAAACCUUAAUGGACUGUUUGUAAUGUUCUGAUGGAAAGUUUACAUGAGGCAGGAUAAAAAGCAUAAAUUAACAUAACGAAAUAAAAAUUAAAUUCCUUCAAAUAAAAAUUAUUAGAUUUAGGGGAAACUGGGGCUAUUUGCUAUAUUUUUUUCAGAAUUAUUCUUGUGAAUUUUUCUUUAUUAUUCAAAAAGAAUUUUUUUGUUCUAUCACAUUGUCUUGGCUAUUUCAUGCUACUUUUUUGAGAACAUAAAUACAUUCAUUCUCUUCAGAGAUGUA